AAACAUGACUCAAAAACACGAUUACAUUGAAUUGAAAGUCAACUAUCCGUUUGUCCGGCUGUUGGAUGAGUUCAAGUGCCGUACGAUUCUGGAUAACCGGACCUACGAGACAUCAUAUAAGAUAACUGUACGACAAAUACCUGGCCAUCCGGUCAUACUGAGCCAUAGUCUAGGGUUUGCUGGUGUAUCCAAGGCAUACCUGACCCUACAGAUAGAUCAGCCAACUGUCGACCCACCAGUCGAUAAAUAUCGUAUAGCCUAUAGAGGUAUAUUCAACUACUAUCAGCAGGAAUAUUGGGCCGAUUUUAAUGCCAUUAAUAGCAAUGAAAGCGACCGAAACACCAUUUAUGUAGUGAAACUGGAUGUCGAUUAUACCCAACAGGAUCUGAUUGCCUUCAAAGUCUAUGCCCAUAACCCGGUCGGAUGGUCUAACCCAACAUUCAAUUGAUUAGGAGUGGGGAGGGAGGGGGCACCUGUAUGUAGUAAAAAUAUGCCUAACCCACAUUUAUAAUAUAUC
This is a messenger RNA of Oppia nitens, 517 nucleotides long. RefSeq lists its product as uncharacterized. NCBI's taxonomy places the organism in Eukaryota, Metazoa, Arthropoda, Arachnida, Sarcoptiformes, Oppiidae. The transcript has 3 exons. The record is from RefSeq and is a predicted model, not a curated record. Bases 5 to 448 code for a protein of 147 amino acids.